AUGUCGCUGAGGAAACGCCCCAGCAGCCGGCUGUCUCUGAUGAGCACCCACACGUCCGCCUCCGCCUCAUCACCGUCCACAUCGCCCACGCGGUCCAUGAGCGUACGACACUCCACCUCGUCCAGCCGCACAUCUUUCUCGUCCGCCACCUCGCCCAUCCACGUCUCGUCCAUUGGCGAGGCCGUCGCCGCCGACCAGGCGCCCAAACUCACCACCCAGGCCCUGCCCACACCCAGCUUCCCCGACCAGCAGGGUCUGGCCUCGCUCGUGUGCGCGACCAAGAUCGCCGCGCCGCUGGGCAUUGUGGCCGGCCUCGUCAUCGACGCGCGGACAUAUGCCAUCUGGAACCCCUUCUGCCCGACGCUGACCGUGACGCACCAGCCGGUGUGCACGGCCCCCCUGCCCCGCUGCAUCCGGGACACGCCCGACAUUGAUGGCAUCAAGACGCUGCACACCACGCUCCGGGACGCGACGCAGUUCACCCUCGAGAUGGUGGUGGACACCAACGCGGCGACGCGCAAGAAGGAAAGGCACAACAUGCAGGUGACGGCACUCGAGCCGAUCCAGCGCGAGGACGGCCGGCGGGGCGUGCGGGUCGCCUGGAUGGUCCGGGGCCGCAUGGCCAAGUUCUUCUCAGGCAGCGAGCGCGUGCAGGAGUUUGUGGAGGCGCGCGACGGGAGCGGCGUCGAGUACGUCUGCUGGGAGACGUACUACGGCCGCAUGAGCAGCGGCAUGAAGGGCGGGUACGGCCGGGGUCUGGAGAAGGGGUUCCGGGACGCCAUGGCGGGCUUGCGGGACGAGGCCGAGAAGAGGGCGCGCAAGAUGUCCGUGGUGCAGGAGUCGAUACAGGACGCAGGAACGACGGCGUGA
Molecule: messenger RNA, 870 nt
Organism: Emericellopsis atlantica
Lineage: Eukaryota; Fungi; Ascomycota; Sordariomycetes; Hypocreales; Bionectriaceae
Exons: 1
Coding region: 1-870 (289 amino acids)
Source: RefSeq, a predicted model, not a curated record